ACCCAGAUACGAACCAACAAUCUGAAUACUGUUCAAAAAAAUGCCAAAAACAAGCGGUAAAAUUAAAAUUGGUCGAAGCAUGUAAAAUAUGUGAAUGUUAUCCAAGAAUGCUUGAAUACGGGCAAAGAGUGAAUUGGUGUAGUUUAGAAUGCAAAAAACAGUUCUUGGAAGAAAAUCCAAAUUUCAAACAAAUGAAGAUACCAAGUAAAAUAAAAAAGUUAACAAAUAAAAUGAGCAAUAUUAAUAUAGCAGCAAAAGAUGUUGAAGAUCUCCCACCACCACCUUCAUUUGAAGAAAGUCUUGGGGCUGAACAAGUAUCUGAGAAGAUAAGAGAAAUUCAGACCUUAAAUUAUUAUCCACAAUCUGUUCCAACAAACGUUCCGAUAAAUUUUAUAGUAAAUGAAAAAUCAUCUAUUAGCAAUAUGGACUUUAAAAAUGACAUUAGUCACGCUAGCAAUAAUAUGAAUCAGAUUAGCAAUAACACGAACAAUAUAAAGAGUCCUGUUAUUCAACAAAAGAGCCCUGUUAUUCAACAAGAGAGUCCUGUUAUUCAACAAAAGAGCCCUGUUAUUCAACAAGAGAGUCCUGUUAUUCAACAAAAGAAUCCUGUUAUUCAACAAAAGAGUCCUAUUAUUCAACAAGAAAGUCCUGUUAUUCAACAAAAGAGUCCUAUUAUUCAACAAAAGAGUCCUAUUAUUAAACAACAGAGCCCUAGUGUUCAAGAGCAGAGUUUCGAUAUUCCUGAUGCACAACCGGAUUCAGAUGCCCAAUUUGAUGAAGGAGAAAACAUCAUAUAUGCGGCACCACAUCAACCAGUAGUCCAAAAACCACCCCCAUCUCCACCACCACAGUAUGUGUAUGUGAAUAAUCCUAACCCACAGCCAAUUUAUGUCAAUAACGCAGUCGUAAAUCCUGUUAAUGCAUAUACAAUGCGACCGAUUGUUCCUCAAAUUCCGUCUGGCAACGUAGUUUAUCUUAAUAAUAAUAAUAUGAUCGGAUCGACUUCUACUCCACAAAUGCAACCUAAAAUUGUUUCUGCUUUUCCGGUAGUAACACCUCAAUUGGUAAAUCAAAUCCAACCCGUUAAGCAAAACGUUAAAAUGGUUCAAUGCCCAAUUCAACAGCCACCAAUUCAAUCAAUUCAACAGCAACAACAAAUUCCAACUAUUCAACAAUCACAAAUGUUUGCCACUACACCAGUUGUUGUGCCUACAUAUAUAGAUGGAAAAAAUAUAAUUCAAUCUCAACAGAUUCAACAACAGAUGCCGAUGCCGAUGCCGAUGCCACAGCCGUAUCAACAACGAAUUCAACAACAAAAUCUGUCACAAAAUCAACCACUGAAUAUACCAUUAAAUCGACCACUGAACAUACCACAAAAUCGACCAUUGAAUGGAUCACAAAAUCUACCACUAAACGUACCACUAAAUCAACCACUGAAUAGACCACCAAAUCAACUACAGUUUCGACCACAAUACCAGCAGAAUCAAUAG
Messenger RNA from Racocetra persica, 1490 nucleotides. The record is from the annotation of a GenBank genome assembly. Lineage: Eukaryota; Fungi; Glomeromycota; Glomeromycetes; Diversisporales; Gigasporaceae.